AUGGAGGACCUCAAGGAAGCCACCCAUCUUGAGCAUAGCCUCGCCGUGCCCUCUCAGUCACUCGGCGAAAAUACUAUUGGAAUUGACGAUGGUGUUCUUCUCCAAAUGGCCGAGCAGAUUCCGGACUUUGCCAAUCUGGUCGAAAAGGCCCGUCGAGCGUCCGAUUUUGAGCAUCACUUGACCAAUUGGGAUGCAUUCAAGCAAUUUCCGAAGGCGGUUUUGUUCUCUUUCAUUUUGUCUCUUGCGAUCAUCAUGGAGGGAUACGACACCUCUCUUCUCGGCUCAUUUUACGCCUAUCCGACAUUCCAGCAGCGAUUCGGUGUCCCUUCUAAGGAAGGUGGUUAUCAAGUCACAUCGAAUUGGCAAACAGGAUUGCAGAAUGGGACAAAUGUCGGACAAAUUCUAGGCCUUCUCAUUGCUGGUCUUAUUGCGGAUCGAUGGGGCUACAAGAAGACAAUGCUCGGCGCUUUAAUCUCGCUUAUCGGCUUUAUAUUCAUCAUGUUCUUCGCCAAGGAUAUCGGAAUGCUAUUUGCUGGGGAGGUUCUCUGCGGAAUUCCUUGGGGAGCAUUCCAAACCUUGACAACCACCUAUGCGGCUGAGGUUAGCCCUAUCAUCCUGCGUCCCUAUUUGACCACUUAUGUCAACCUGUGUUGGGUCACUGGUCAGUUUAUCUCGACUGGAGUAUUGCGAGGUCUCCUUGGUCGAACCGACGAAUGGGGCUGGAGAAUCCCUUAUGCUAUCCAAUGGGUCUGGCCUGUUCCGAUCAUCGUUGGCGUUCUUUUUGCCCCUGAAUCCCCUUGGUGGUUAGUCCGCCACGGCAAGGUUGAAGAAGCAAAGCGAUCACUUACUAAGUUGGCCCGUCCUGGUAAUUCUGGAUAUGAUACUGAUGACGCCGUUGCUCUCAUGAUCAUCACCAACACUCACGAGAAACUAACCCGAGAGGGUGUAAGCUACUGGGAUUGUCUCAAGGGAGUUGACAGGCGCCGUACCGAGAUUGUUUGCUGCGUAUGGAUGUGCCAAGUCUUCUGUGGUAUCUGGUACGGUGGCAAUAUUGUCUACUUCCUACAGCAAAUCAACUUCACCAACGACCAAGCAUUCGACUUUGGUCUUGGAGUCAAUGCCAUUGGGUGGUGUGGUACAGUUUGUUCGUGGUUUGUGAUGCAGCGGGUUGGUCGUCGAAAGCUUUUUGUCACUGGACUUGGCAUUAUGUUCACGGUAUUAAUGUUGGUGGGUUUGCUGGGUAUCCCAAGCCAUACCAUCCCUGGACUGAGCUAUUCGUCAGCUGCUCUACUUCUGGUGUUCGUUUUCACCUACGAUCUCACGGUCGGCCCCGUCACUUACUGUCUCAUCUCUGAGAUUCCCUCCACUCGCCUGAGAAUCAAAAGCGCAGUUCUUGCCCGUAACUGCUACAAUAUCGCCAGUAUCGUAGCCAACUUCCUCAAUCCCCCUAUUCUGAACCCCACUGCCUGGAACUUGAAGGGCAAGGGAGGCUUCAUCUGGGCGCCAUUUUGUCUCAUUUGCUUCAUCUGGUCAUUCUUCCGUCUACCGGAACCAAAAGGACGUACUGCACCGGAACUCGACAUUUUAUUCGAGAAGCAGAUCUCAGCCAGGAAGUUUUCCAAAUUUCAGGUCGCUCCAUUUCGCUCCAGCAACUUUGAAAUUGUCGCUGAUAGCGCUGUUCUGACCGAAAAAGACUCAUUUUCACGUAACCAGAGUUGA
Messenger RNA from Penicillium longicatenatum, 1719 nucleotides. RefSeq lists its product as uncharacterized. Lineage: Eukaryota; Fungi; Ascomycota; Eurotiomycetes; Eurotiales; Aspergillaceae. The transcript has a single exon. Bases 1 to 1719 code for a protein of 572 amino acids. Gene Ontology annotation, cellular component: membrane. The record is from RefSeq and is a predicted model, not a curated record. Gene Ontology annotation, molecular function: carbohydrate:proton symporter activity. Gene Ontology annotation, biological process: transmembrane transport; carbohydrate transport.